AUGGAAGCAGAGAGGUUUAGUAGUGAGCAGCUGAAGAGUAAAAUGGAGGCAGAGACGUUGCGUUCUAAUCACGCUCCUGGCUUUCUUAGCCGAGCUCUUCCGGCUGUUGUACCCGUGCUUUUGAUUUCAAUAGGAUAUGUUGACCCUGGAAAAUGGGUGGCGAGCAUUGAAGGUGGUGCAAGGUUUGGUUUUGAUCUGGUGGCUUUCACGCUUAUUUUCAAUUUUGCAGCUAUCUUCUGUCAGUACUUAUCUGCCCGGGUUGCUGUAAUCACUGGAAGAGAUCUUGCUCAGAUUUGCAGUGAUGAGUAUGAUACAUGGACAUGCCUUUUCCUUGGAAUUCAAACGGAACUUUCAGUGAUUAUGCUAGAUCUUAACAUGAUCUUGGGCAUGGCACAAGGAUUAAAUCUUAUUUUUGGGUGGGACUUGUUCACCUGUGUCUUUUUAACUGCCACUGGUGCUGUUUUUCAUAUACUUCUUUCUGUCCUCCUUGACAUUGAGAAGGCAAAAUUCCUAGGACAGUUUGUGGCAGGCUUUGUAUUGCUAUCGUUUAUACUUGGACUACUCAUCAAUCAAUCAGAAGUUCCACUUUCUGUGAAUGGAAUACUAAUAAAGUUGAGUGGGGAGAGUGCAUUUAUGCUUAUGAGUCUUCUUGGAGCAACUCUUGUGCCUCACAACUUUUACCUUCAUUCCUCUAUUGUACAGUGGCAUCAGGGACCGAAAAACAUUUCUAAGGAUGCAUUGUGUCAUAACCAUUUUUUGGCCAUCUUAUGUAUCUUCAGUGGCCUUUAUUUGGUAAAUAAUAUGCUGAUGACCACAUCAGUAAACGAGUUCUACAGUACAGGUCCUGUUUUGCUUACUUUUCAAGAUGCACUGUCAUCAAUGGAACAGGUGUUGCGCAGCCCAAUAGCUCUGCUUGGUUUUGUUUUCAUUUUGUUUCUUGCAAAUCAGACUACAGCAUUAACUUGGAGUUUAGGGGGAGAAGUAGUAGCGAAUGGUUUCUUAAAACUAGAUAUUCCAGGUUGGCUUCAUUAUGCGACAAUUAGAGUGAUUGCUGUGCUGCCUGCUCUUUAUUGUGUCUGGAGUUCAGGAGCUGAAGGGAUGUAUCAACUACUUAUAUUCACUCAGGUUUUAGUAGCCCUGCAACUUCCAUCUUCUGUGAUUCCCCUUUUUCGAGUUGCUAUGUCUAGAUCAAUAAUGGGUGCCCACAAAAUUUCCCAGUCUCUGGAACUUUUGGCAUUGACCAUAUUCAUUGGGAUGCUUGGCUUGAAUAUCGUCUUUUUGGUAGAAAUGAUAUUUGGCAAUAGUGAUUGGGCGGCUGAUUUGAGGUGGAAUGUUGGGAAUGGCGUGUCUGUCUCAUAUGCAAUUCUUCUCAUUGCUGGUUUUAUGUCAUUAUGUUUGAUGCUUUGGUUAGCUGCCACACCUUUAAGAUCUGCCAAUAUUCAUCAAUUAAAUGCUAAGGAGUUGAACCGGGAUGUGCCAGAGGCUGUACUGACUCCAAUGGUUGAUGGUGAAGAAUCAUAUAUAACUGAAACAGCGCGUCAUGAAGAAGCAUCUGUUGAAGUCGACGAACCAAAACCAGCUUUAGCUAGCACAUUUGAGUACCCAGAAGUGUCACAUGAAAGUUUUUGUCCCAUUCUUCCCAAAACCAUAAUGGAACCUGAUCCCCAGGUGAAUGCUGUAAAGGGGGAUAAUUCUGUUGCACCAUCAGUUUCCACAUCAGAGACAGGGGAAGCAUCUACUGUAGUUAAUGAUAGUUCUGAUUCUAGACUUGCAGAUACAAAAACUAUAAUGGAAAGAGAUGCCCCAAUUGAGAAAACUGUGGAAAUUGAAAACGAUUCAAACGCUGAAAGGGAUGAUGAUGAUGGAGAGUUAUGGGAAACUGAAGAAUCGUCCAGGGUGGUCUUGCCAAAUGCCCCAUCUUCAACAUCAGAAGGCCCUCCAUCAUUCAGGAGUAUUAGUGGGAAAAGUGACGACGGUGGGAGUAGCUUUGGAAGUCUAUCGAGAAUAGAAGGCUUAGGACGUGCGGCAAGACGUCAGCUAACGGCCAUUCUUGAUGAAUUCUGGGGACAGCUUUAUGAUUUCCAUGGGAAUCCUUCCCAGACAGCAAAGACCAAGAAAUUUGAUGUUUUGCUGGGGAUGGAAGUAGAUUCAAAACCCACCCCUGCCUUGCAGAAAAAGGAUGCAUGUGGAAAGGACUUUUCUGAAUACUUAGUAUCUGCAGGCAGUAGAACUUCCGACACUUCAAUUAACGCUGGUCCGUAUGACUAUUCCGCGCAGCCUAGGAUGCAAAGUAAUUCAGAGUCUUCAUACGGUCUUCAAAGGAGUUCUUCCUCAGUGCGGGCAAAUCCCAUCCAGUUACUGGAUGCAUAUGCACAAAACUCUGCUCGCAAUUUCCUUGAAUCUGGUGAGAGGCGCUGUUCCAGUGUGCGCAGUCUUCAUUCAUCCGAGGCUUGGGAUUACCAGCCAGCUACAAUACAUGGUUAUCAGACUGCAUCCUAUCUUAGCCGGGGUGUGAAAGAUAGAAGUUCUGAAAACAUAAAUGGUUCAAUGCAAUUGUCAUCACUGAAGUCACCUUCCACGGGUAAUUCAAACUACAGAGAUUCCCUUGCAUUUGCUUUGGGAAAAAAGUUGCAUAAUGGUUCAGGUGUAAGUCAUCCCCCUGGUUUUGAAAAUGUAGCUGUCUCUAGAAAUCGCCAACUACUAUCUGAGAGGUCCAAUUAUGAUUCUUGCACCUCUGGACCUGCAGCUAAUACAGUCAAUUCAAUUAACACUAAGAAGUACCACAGCUUGCCUGACAUUUCAGGAUACUCCAUCCCUCACAGAGCUGGCUACGUGGCUGAUAAGAAUGCACCAUGGGAUGGUUCUGUUGGAUAUGGUUCUUUUACUGGUAGGAUGGGGUACGAACCCUCUUUAUAUUCAAAUGCUGGACUAAGAGCAGGAGCUCAUUUGGCCUUUGAUGAAGUCUCUCCAUCUAAAGUGUACAGAGAAGCACUCUCUUCACAGUUGAGUUCUGGUCUUGACACUGGAUCUCUCUGGUCUAGACAGCCUUUUGAGCAGUUUGGUGUUGCUGAUAAAAUUCAUAAUGUUGCAAUGGAAGGUGCAGGAAGAAGGCCAAAUGCAAUUGUUCAAGAAACUACAUUUGAAGAUAUAGAAGGGAAACUUCUUCAAUCUUUCAGACUUUGCAUUAUGAAGAUCUUAAAACUGGAUGGGUCUGAUUGGUUGUUUAAACAGAAUGAUGGAAUUGAUGAAGAUCUAAUUGAUCGUGUAGCAGCAAGGGAGAAGUUUGUUUAUGAGAUUGAAGCUAGGGAGACAAAUCAGGCUGUUCAUAUGGGCGAUACUCGUUACUUCCCUUCUGAUAGGAAAUCUGUUUCUUCGAUGAAAAGCGAGGCAAGUGCCUCUAGCCUUUUAGUUUCCUCAGUUCCUAACUGUGGGGAGGGAUGUGUAUGGAGAUUAGAUUUAGUAAUGAGCUUUGGAGUCUGGUGUAUCCACCGUGUUCUUGACCUCUCACUUUUGGAAAGCCGACCAGAGCUUUGGGGGAAAUACACCUAUGUGCUCAAUCGUCUCCAGGGCAUCAUUGAUCCAGCCUUUGAGAAGCCCCGUACCCCUCCGGCCCCAUGCUUUUGCCUUCAAGUUCCCAGUACACACCUGCAAAAGUCAAGUCCCCCUCUUUCUAACGGGAUGUUACCCCCAACUGUGAAAGCAGGCCGGGGCAAAUGCACUAUUCCAUCAACGUUUAUUGAGCUGAUUAAAGACGUGGAUAUCGCUAUCUCUAGCAGAAAAGGACGUACAGGUACUGCAGCAGGUGACGUGGCAUUCCCCAAGGGGAAGGAGAAUUUGGCAUCUGUUCUCAAACGGUUAAAGCGAAGGUUAUCAUCCAGCAAGCUUUAUGCCAAUCAGAACAAGAUCCCCUCUUAA
Messenger RNA from Lathyrus sativus (Indian pea), 3915 nucleotides. Lineage: Eukaryota; Viridiplantae; Streptophyta; Magnoliopsida; Fabales; Fabaceae. The record is from the annotation of a GenBank genome assembly.